AUGCUUGCUUGCACACAAGAUUUCUUUUUUGAAAAGGAUGCACUGCAGGACAGCGACAUCCUUUCGUCGAUCGCUGCACUUCCCACUUCAGCACCACCACCUUCCGUUGCAGCCGCUUUGAGCUUAAAUUGUGUGGUAGACGAUAAUGCUGAUAAUAACGAUUCACAACAAAAGAACAACAAACGUUCCAGGAACUACCAUCAUCAUCAACAGCAUCAUCAUCAAAAGAAUAAGGAACAUCAUGGCAAUAAUAAUAAUACCACUGCAGCACUUGCUGCCGCAGCAGCAGCAGCAGCAGCCAUUACCAACAAUAAUACCAAUACCACCCAUAACUCCAACACAACAACAACAACAACUAAUGCAGUAGCUGCACAGGGCAAGGAAAAAGAAGAGCAGGUGUGGCCACCCGAUGUGGAAGCUGCCUUUGUGGAAGCUCUUGAGACUAUUCCUAAACUUGGUCGACGCAAGAUCCUCGUCAAUGGAAAGCCUUGUGGUCGUAAUGAGUUGAUCUCGGACUUCAUUCUACGAAGAACUGGCAAGAUUAGGACACGUAAACAAGUCUCGUCGCAUAUUCAAGUGCUCAAGAACACCCGUAAAAGUGAUCCUCACUUUAUGCAGCUCUUGACCGAUUCGCCAGGUACAGAUGAACGUGCUUCGAAAUCAGAAACAGCCGCCGCCGCUGCCGCCGCCGCCACUGGUGCUUCCGUUACAUCCAAGCAACAAGAGCAACGACAGCAACGACAAGUGCCACCUUCACGACGAUCAACGAAUGGUACAUGUGCCGUAUCUUGUAGCAGUGCACCUUCUAUUCGAUCGAGCGAUGAUUCAUCCAUCAGCAGUUGUUCACCUGAUUUCAUGUUUGACAUGUUGAAUGGCACUGCAGCUGUUCAUCACGGUGCUGGUAUGAUGAGUCAACAACAACAGCAACAACAACAUCAUCACCCAUUGAACGCUCUUCAUCAAGGACCCAAUGAUUACAGCAUGAUUGAGCCAUUAUUUGGAGAUGACAAUUUGCAUAUUGCCAUGGAUUUUGAUCCGCUAUUAAUGGAGGACGCUGCCAAGAAACCUGCCGCUUUCCCUUUAUGGCCAAAUUACCUUUGCUUGUUCCUCGAAUACGCCCUUCCUUAUGAUACUGCAAACACCGUUACGCACAAUCUCGCUCUCCUGGAACAUUGCUAUCCCAAUUGCCUUCCUGUAUUGGAAAAGCUACCAUCCCAAUGCCCAUCCAUCAACUUGUCACACUGUAGCAACAGCUUGGUGCUCUUGGCCAAGGCAAAGCUCGACGUCAACCUCAACAUCCCUGAUUUUAUGUUCAACACCAAUUGCUUCUUCGAGUCUCGUGAACGUAGAACGAUUGAAUGCACUACAACAGUCUACUCUUUUGGUUCGGUGGUGCUUGAAUCCAAAGAAAUCCAACAGGCCUUGUGGAUCAACAAUGACAAGUUCAUCUACAGCUUUGUCUACGUCAAUCAAUUCUUUGAUCCUUUCAUGAAGGGCAUUCGAUCAUUGAAUAGCUGGGAAGAAAUCGACAUUGCCAUCCAAAACUUGUGUAUUGUUCAGGUGUUUGAGGAUGUGGAAACCAAGUAUGGCUCCGCUUGCCUUGAUCCAUCAUGGGAUCCAACCACUGCUUCGAUGCUAGCCCCUAAUCAUGGUGACUCGACAACAUCAUCAUCGCCUUUGCUGACAAUGGUUUAUGAAUUCGAGCGAGGCAAUGGAAACGUCGAGGUGUCAGCUGUAGGCGAUCCAUCAGUACACGACAAGUUGGGCAUAGGCCGUGCCAUGGAUUUGGAUGGAGACCUCUAA
This is a messenger RNA of Lichtheimia ornata, 1803 nucleotides long. RefSeq lists its product as uncharacterized. Gene Ontology annotation, cellular component: transcription regulator complex. Bases 1 to 1803 code for a protein of 600 amino acids. The record is from RefSeq and is a predicted model, not a curated record. Gene Ontology annotation, biological process: regulation of transcription by RNA polymerase II. NCBI's taxonomy places the organism in Eukaryota, Fungi, Mucoromycota, Mucoromycetes, Mucorales, Lichtheimiaceae. Gene Ontology annotation, molecular function: RNA polymerase II cis-regulatory region sequence-specific DNA binding; DNA-binding transcription factor activity, RNA polymerase II-specific. The transcript has 6 exons.